AGACGCCCCCGCGCGCGCGGAGGGCGGGGAAGGACUGGCCGGAGAGGGCGGAGGAGAAGGAGGCUCCAGGGCGGUCGGCGGCGAGGGAGAUCACCUGAGUGCCAGAAUGGAUAACCGUUUUGCUACAGCCCUAGUAAUUGCCUGUGUUCUCAGCCUCAUUUCCACCAUAUAUAUGGCAGCCUCAAUUGGCACAGAUUUCUGGUAUGAGUAUCACACCCCAGCUCCAGAGAACUUUAGCGAUUUGAACAAAAACCUCCAGGAGGAAUUAUCCACCGAAGCUGAUGAGAAGACUUACACUGAUUGGCUUUCUCGAUACAAUGGCACAGUGGGAUUGUGGAGAUGGUGUAUCACUGAGCCCAAAGCCACAGAACCACCUGACAUGAUCACUCACUGCAACAGCUUUCCACUGUCAUACCAGUUCAUGGAGAAGUUUGUUGAGCCUGGCAACCAUAAUACUGAGACUGACUUUCUGCGGACCUAUCUUUGGCGUUGCCAGUUCCUCCUUCCCUUUGUUAGUUUAGGUUUAAUGUGCUUUGGGGCUCUGAUAGGACUAUGUGCUUGUGCCUGCCGAAGUCUGUACCCUACCAUUGCCACCGGUGUCCUCCAUUUUCUUGCAGGUCUAUGUACCCUGGGCUCAGUAUGUUGUUACGUGGCUGGAAUUGAGCUGCUCCACCAGAAGUUGCACCUGCCUGAAAAUGUGAAGGGUGAAUUUGGCUGGUCCUUCUGCUUAGCCUGUGUCUCGGCCCCUUUGCAGUUCAUGGCUGCUGCCCUCUUCAUCUGGGCAGCCCGCACCAACCGAAAAGAAUACACACUAAUGAAGGCAUACCGAGUGGCAUAGACAGGUGCUUCACUAAUCCCAAUUUGCCAUUUUACAGUAUUGUUUUUAAUGUUAAUAUUAUAAAUGUCACUCCUUUUCCUUUUCCCUUCUCUCCCUUCUUCCUUUGGUUGUUUUCUUUCUUGGCUAUUGGUUUUCUAUGAGGAAACACUCUUGCCUCUUCAUAUUUUUUAAUUUUUAAUUUUAAUUUUUUUUUUUUUGGUCAGGCAAAGAGAAGGGCAUAUUCUCAUUAUGAAAACCAUUGGGUAACCUUACUGAUCAUCAUUUCUCUGGCCAUAAAUAUGUAGGAUUUGAACAGGGUUUUUAAAAAUAAAAUUUACUUGAUGUUUGUAUGGUAGUCUUGAAGAUUUCACCCAUCGUAACUUUGGAGUACCUAAAAUUGACCCGGAUAGACUCACACUGGUUUCUCUAGACAAGGUCUAGAGAAGAGAAAAUGGACUGGAGAAGUGCACAAUUAAUUGAUGAACAGAAUACCAUUAGAGACAGAAAACACACUCAGUAAGUGGCAAAACCAUAGGGCUCGACUUAAUGAAAUGAGCAGUCUAGCAGAAUUUAUCUAGAAGUUCCAGUUCUAAAAAUUUUCCUGCAGUCUUUCCUUGAAGAGGCACAUCUUAAAGCUUUCUUUGGAGACUGCACCAUCAGUCAUCCAGAAAUAGAGCCAUUUUCAAACAUCAUAUAAACCCUACAAACAUUUUCAAAGCAGGGAAAAGAUAUCUAGAUCUUCCCAGACAUUUUAUCUUUGAGAUUGAAUAUGGAUGCUUAAUUGUACUUCAUGCACACAAAUCAGUACUAUGUGCAGAGCACUGUAAUGAAGCACUUAAUACCGCUUUCAGGCAGUAAAAGAAGAGUUUUUGCUGAGAUUCUGAGACUUAUUUAAAUAUGAAACUUUACUAGGACUGGAAUUAAUCAAAUAUAGGAAGGUUAACUUUUAUACUUAAAGACUUCAGUGAAAUCUUAGAUGACCACAAAUGGUCUGAAUUUACUAUUCCCAAGCACGUAUUUGUGCGCGCACGCACGCACACACACUUUUCUCUGUGUGACUGUUAAAGAAAGUUGAUGCAGCUAAGUCUCUUGAAACAAUUUUUGGGGUUAUGAGUGUAAGGAAGGAGUGACACCACAACAUCCUGUGUCAGCUUAAUUUUCUUUUGGAAAGUCUCCCUUGGACUGUUCAUCAGAGCUAAAAAGGACACCAAAAGGACUGACGGGCUGGUGAUCUAAUUCAAACUGCAUCUAUUGUCUCUUCUGAUGGAACAAGGUGCCUUUUCUCCUCAAAAUCUUUCACAGGCAUCUUUGCUUUUAUUUCCUAUAAUUCAAUUAUUUUUUAUAAAUCUGUGUAUAAACCUUGAUGUUUUAAAUCCUAUUUAUUUAUUUCACUUCUGUAACAUAGAGCAGGGUUUUUUAAAUGUACUGUCAUUUCUUACCAUAUCCUAAAACUGUUAUUAAAAAAAUGCAAAACUGACUAGACAAUGUCAUUGAAGUA
This is a messenger RNA of Ornithorhynchus anatinus (platypus), 2315 nucleotides long. It is a transcript of the gene CLDND1, whose product is annotated as claudin domain containing 1. NCBI's taxonomy places the organism in Eukaryota, Metazoa, Chordata, Mammalia, Monotremata, Ornithorhynchidae. Gene Ontology annotation, cellular component: membrane. The record is from RefSeq and is a predicted model, not a curated record. Bases 107 to 838 code for a protein of 243 amino acids. The transcript has 5 exons.